UUAUAACAGCCCACACUGUUUUACAACCCUCACUCACUUCAGCAAAGACUGAACAAAGGCAGGCAGCAAGAUGAAGCACCUGCUGUUCUGGGGGAUUGCGUUUGCUGCAGUCUACAUCAGCCAUUCAAAUCCUUCAGAAAUCUGUCAUUUGAAACCUGAUGAAGGUGAAGGUCCAAGCUUCAUCUUUGCUUUGUAUUAUGACCCCAGCAAGGAUCAGUGCAAUCCUUUCAUUUACAAAGGACAAGCAGGAAAUGGCAACCGUUUUUUCAGUGAAAGAGACUGCAUAAGGAACUGUUCGGCCAGGAGAGAGAUGAUCUACCCAGUGGAUGUGACCAAAGCUUGCCACUUUAAAAAGGCCGAAGGGGAAUGCAGUGCUAAUUUGUUGAGAUACUACUACGAUUCUGUCCAUGACAAAUGCAAGAGAUUCCUCUUCAGUGGAUGCGUUGGAAACGGAAACAGGUUUCUUGACCAACUGAGUUGCAACGCCACCUGUUCUGGCAUCCACGAUGAUGGUGUGGAAGAGGAGGAAGAGGAGCCAGACACUCCUAUUGCAAUCAUCUGUGGAGUCCUGCUUGGCAUCAUUCUUGUCGCAGUCUUGAUAACUGUGAUCGUCUUGACCGUUCGGUCAAAGAAAAACAAAACGAAAGCACAGGGGAAAAAUAAAGAACCUAAGUCUGGCACACCUCUUCGGGAAGGGGAGAUUGAAAUGGCGUAGACAACAUGGCACCAUGAAGGUGACAUUUAUCAGCAUGGAUGUUUAUUAUAACACUAAUUGUCUUAAUACCAAACCUAACUGAUUAAUGAAUUAAAGUUGAAUUUAGAUUUUUUUCUACUGACUAAAAUCCAUUAUUUUCAUGUUUUAUUUCAUGUUUUUAUUUCAAUGUGUGCAGAGUGAUGUUUCUUAAGUUGUGUUAUUCCCUGAGGCCUUAUACUGAAUUAUACUUGGGCAAUUUAAAUAAAUCUUAUAUCAAAGUUUAAUCAAAAGAAACCACAGUGGCAAAAAUUUGUCAAUUGAUUGAUCAGUGGUUUAACUGAAACCAUUAUAUUAAAUAAUGAAUCGUAGUAUUUUUUCCAGGAAGACUGUCAAUGGUUUUCUUUGUUCAAACUAUUUGUUAUUGGAAUGAUUUCCAGCUGCUCUGCUGUGAUAGACAGAAUAUAGUUGGGUCAGCUGGAGGAAGCAAUUUGGAAGUUGUGACAGACAUUUCUCACAAUGUGUAUACACUAACACUCGAGAACAAACAGGCGCAGAACUGUAUUAUUCCCAAAACUCACCUGCUUAUGCAAAAUAACCUCAAUGCUGUCUUCUUGUGAGGAUUUCUGUUUUCCCAGCAUUUGAGCAUAUGGCUCAAAGAUUGGCUGAAAAUCUGAAGUCUUCUGUAGGAACCUGUCAAUCCUAAACCCAAUACAUAUUUAGAGGUGUUUUUGUGAAGUGCAUGCCCUCUCUGUUAUGUUUUCUGGGUCAGCAUUUGUGAAUCUUGAAAUGUUUAUGCUCAUGCUUUGUAUUUCGGAAAUAAAAGAGGUUUUGCAUAACAA
This is a messenger RNA of Pungitius pungitius (ninespine stickleback), 1533 nucleotides long. Its product is annotated as BPTI/Kunitz domain-containing protein. Bases 71 to 715 code for a protein of 214 amino acids. Gene Ontology annotation, molecular function: serine-type endopeptidase inhibitor activity. The transcript is spliced from 6 exons. Lineage: Eukaryota; Metazoa; Chordata; Actinopteri; Perciformes; Gasterosteidae. The record is from RefSeq and is a predicted model, not a curated record.